Puccinia graminis f. sp. tritici CRL 75-36-700-3 is the source of this 2375-nucleotide messenger RNA. RefSeq lists its product as uncharacterized. Lineage: Eukaryota; Fungi; Basidiomycota; Pucciniomycetes; Pucciniales; Pucciniaceae. The transcript is spliced from 10 exons. Bases 402 to 1970 code for a protein of 522 amino acids. The record is from RefSeq and is a predicted model, not a curated record.
GGCGAAUCAACCAAUUAUGGGAUUUGGCUCUAAAAAGUGCUGGUAUUGUUUUGAACGGCCAGUGCGCUCAAAACCCACAGACUUCCAGAUAGAACCAACCACCUCACUCACCUUCUUUGAAUCGACGUCAUUCCCGUACAUAUCGCCACUUACAACCAGCAUCAUAAGCACCUGAACAUUUUCUCAACUAGUCCAAAGUGGUGUCGCUUGUUGACCUCUCGCAGCUUAUCGCUAUCUGAGCACAGAAAAAUCGUAUUUAUAUAGGAUUAAGGCUCAGUCAACCACUCCUCUCUUCCCAACAUCCCAUCAAAAACAAAAAAAAACAUAUAGCACCAUCUCACUAUCUCCAUACUACAACAGUCAUUCCAGUAGAAUAAUUGGAAAACAGUCAGCCCGCCAUCAUGACCAAGAAGCAUACGAGCACUAUCAAAAAUGGCUCCGGCUGCGCGGAACACGCCGAUCAACCGGAGCACAAGGAAAUCGAUAUCCUUGUUGACCGCUUCCUCGAAUAUAAAUCUAUCACCAAAGGGUUCAUAGCAUACUAUGAAGGCCUUGCCAAACUAGAAACUUCCACGGCCGCCGAACUUCAGAAAAUUGGCGGUCAUUUGCCAGUUCCGUUACGGGAGGGGAAUCAAUUUUUAGCGGAGGGCGCCGGCGGUUGGCAGACCAUCCUGUUCAACACUCGUGAACGAACCCGAGCGAUUUCGGAUCAUCACACCGCUUUUGCCCAAUCCAUCACGCAGAGCACCUUACACGAUCUUAACAAGAUCAAGGCCGAUGUCAAGGAGCUUAUUGCAGAGCUCGGAGCGAAGCCUACUCAACUUGCCACAGAAGUCGGUAAGAGUCGCGCAGAAUCCACCGAGGUGAUCACCCAUCUUUCAAAGUCCAUAGCCCAGUCAAAAACCAAUCCAAUGGCUUUGGUGGCUCACGACGAUCCAGUCCUCUUACACCGACAAGUGGAAGAACAAGUCAAGCAACAAAUGAAUCUCGAGAAUUCUUUGACUCGCAUGAUUAUCGAGUACCAGAAGAAAGGACUUGAGCUCGAAAAGCGCGUGAAUAUUGACAUCCAAGCGGUGGUAAAGGACUUUGAGUCCGCACGACUCAAUGCCGAGAAGUCGAUCUCUAAUGAAUGGCAAACGAUUCAUGCUGGUGUCACGGGACUAAACCCCGAGCUUGAGUGGACUGAAUUCGCCCAACGAAGCGGUCAUCUCGUUCCUGAAGAUAUUGAAAUGCGUGAUCUUGAAAAAAUCACUUUCCCUGGGCAUAACGAAGAACUUACUAGUCCGAUUAAUGUCGGCCUACUCGAGCGAAAGAAGAGAUUCACGCGGAACUACAAAGAGGGGUAUUAUGUUCUUACACCUUCCGGUUAUCUUCAUGAAUUCAAGACUUCCGACCCUACAAAGCACAGCGAACCGGAGAUGUCUAUAUUCUUACCUAAUUGUACGCUUGGUGCACCGGCACCACCGGAAGCCAAGACGUUCAAAUGGCACAUCGAGGGUGCCAGACGCACGAGCGGUGGUCACAACACUGGAAGUCUUAACAAGAUGAAGAAAUCUUUGCACAUAGGAAGCAAAGAAGUCGCCUUCAGUUUCAAAUCGCGCACCCAUGCAGAGAUGAUGCACUGGUGGGAGCUGAUGCAGAAAGUUGCGCAACAUUCAGUAACCCUUACGGACAAAACCCCAGAUACUGGCCCUCAAACUGUAACGCACCGCGCAGGUACAAGCCACGAAGAAGAAGCUGGCGGAUCGUCUGAUGAAGAAGGGUCGGCACUCAGUCCAGAUGAUCAUUCGCCCGGGCCGAUCACACCUCAUGUAAUCUCAAACAGUCAACCGGUUGUUGUAACCCCAACUAAGCAAACUCUCGAAAACCUUCCAGAGUACAAAGGAGACAACCGUGGCUUGGAUGUUUUGAAAGAAAGUCCCAACCCACGCCCAUUUGGACAAGAUACUAAACCUCUUGUUCCUCAGUAGUUCGUUUUCCUUCAAGCAUCUGUAUCUGCAAGUAUAUACCAAUAAUCAGGGCUUCCGAUUUUGCGAUUGAAUGCAAUCCACGUCGCCUUGACAAGUUUAUCAAAUCUCUACAGCUGUUGCUCUUAACGCAAUCAAUCUCGCAAGAACAAACCGUCUUAUUCAGGAUUUCCAACUCCACAAUCAAGUUAUCAAUCAAACCAAAUUAACCAAACUUGUUUCGACUUUCAUUCAAACACAUUUCUCCUGGAAGCGCACCAACAACAAUCUUCUACUCUCCAGAAAUUAAUCGAUAUUGCGCUUUACAUGGUGAAACCCAUCUUCUUACUUAACACAAAGCUUGUAAUUUUAUCCCUAUUUUAUUAAUUUGUUGGCCAUGAAAUUCCAGAACAUUGUUCGAACAAUAUA